Malassezia japonica is the source of this 387-nucleotide messenger RNA. RefSeq lists its product as uncharacterized. The transcript is spliced from 2 exons. The record is from RefSeq and is a predicted model, not a curated record. The coding region runs from base 1 to 387 and encodes 128 amino acids. NCBI's taxonomy places the organism in Eukaryota, Fungi, Basidiomycota, Malasseziomycetes, Malasseziales, Malasseziaceae.
AUGACGAGCACUGGGGCGGACGCGACCCGGGAGUCGGUGCUGCGCCAUCGGCACGCGCGCGAGGCGGACGGUGCGCCGCCUACGAUGACAGCCGACAUGCAAGUACCGCGCGGACACGAAGAUGACGACUUUAUCGUGCUGCGCCCGCCGCACCGCCCGAAAGACUGCAAGCCGACCCUGCUGACGCCUCUCGUUAAUGUCGUCUGGCGCGUCUACACGGGGCUGUCGGGGAUUAUGGGCAUGAUUCUCAUGGAGCCUCAGGAGCUUGCGUUUAUGCUCUUCCUCUACGCGCUCAUCACCGCCACGCUCGUCAUGGCCGUGUUGCAGUUCCCGGCGUACUUCCAACUCGCACACCGCCGUCUGCACUACUACAUUACCGGCGAGUAG